UUGACCCGGCUCCUCCUCCCUGGGUCUGAGACCCGCCUUGGAGAUUGGGUGAUGGGUCAGGCACACAGCUUGGGGAUUUCACUUUUCCUUUACCCUGUGACAGGGUGCCAGGCCCCAGGGCUGGAUGAAUUCUAGCUUCUCUUCAGAGCGCUGGCAAAUCACCGAGGAAGCAUAGACCUUACUUGGCCCAGUGGGGCCAGCAGAAGACAGCGGUGGACCCCACAGCUUGGCUGCAGCUCUUCUUGUCCUUCAUCUCUUUUAAGGAUGUUCAUCGAAGACCAGAGCCCAGGGGAACGGAGCCCAGGUUCCCAGGCCUUGUAUGAGUGCCUUUUCAGUCUUUUCAGAGAAAAUAAAGUGGAGAUUGCAAGUGCAAUAACAAGGGUAUAUCCUUUCCUGAUGAGCAUCCGUGACCGUGGCUUCAUCUCUGAGCAGAAGUUUGAGGAAUUUAUAGGCGCUUGUGAAAACCUGGUCCCAGUGGAAAGAGUGAUGUAUGAUGUUCUCUGUGAAAUGGAGAAUAAUUUUGACGAGAAGGUUAUAGAUCUGCUGUUUAGCAAGUUCAUCCUGAAGAACUACCCUGAUUUACUUGAGAUUUUCAGCAACUUCCAAAACGCACUUCGUGACAUCUUCUAUUUCCAAGACCUUGAUGAGGACCAGAAGUGGGAGCCCCAUGACUUGCAGUUAGACUACGCACAAGGUGACACCGUCCCUGCAUCCCCAGAGCACCUCAGUGAUGAACAGAAGGGGAGCACAAGAGAUUUGUCUUACCACGUUCCUGAUACAACAAGAACCCAGGAAACAGCAAGUGAAUGUGUCCAAGAAUCUGAACAAGCAGAAGAAAGCACCUCUGAUGGGAAAGAGCCCCGCGAAGCAGCAGGCUCCCCACAAAAAUGUCAGCCAGAAAGCAGCUCUCCUGUGCUCGGCUCGGUGCAUUGCUCCUCUUCAGAGCCCUGGGACCCCGAAGCUCCCCAAAUGACCCAUGAAGACGAUCCAGGGGAGGGGCCCAGCCAACGGGCCUGUGAUAGAGAAGCAGAAGACAGUGAUACCAGUUUAGAAAUGUCUGCUGAAGAAUCACCUCAGCAAGCAUUGAGCUCCCCAGCAAGAAGUGAGCCAGCAGAAGACAGUGAUACUGAUUUAGAAACAUAUGAUGAGGAACAGCUCCAGCAAGCAUUGAACUCCCCAACAGAAAGUGGAUCAGAGUUACCAGCCCUUGAAAAAGAGACGUGUCCGUGUGUAAUGUGCUCCCCCAAAUGUGUGCCAGCAAGUUGGAAAGCAGGGCCUGAACAUAGCCACGCGUGUGACAUGAUGGGCACUGUAGGCCUUGGAACCAACUCUACUUUGGCAAGAGUCAAGAGGAAGAGAAAAAAAAAGAAAGGACAUUCCUGGACAAGAAUUAAGAGAAUCCGGAGAAACACACAAAAUGCUAAGCGCACCAAGAGAAAUAGAUCAAGAAAUCACAGACAUGAAAAUGUGGAUUUUCACUCUGAAAUACUGCCUGUGACCUGUGGUGAGGUGACGGGGAUGUUACAUAAGAGGAAAUUGCAACGAGGAACCUCUGUACGGUGUAUACAAUGUGAGGAUGGAAAUUGGCUCACCCCCAGGGCAUUUGAAGUCAAAGGAGGCCUUGAAAGAUCAAAGAAUUGGAAGAAGAGUUUGCGCUGUGGUGGGAUACCCCUGCAAAUGCUGAUAGAGGAUGGAUUUCUAGAUAAACCUCCAAGAAACUAUAACAGGAGAAGAAAGGGGAAAACACAGAAUUCUUUCGGUUAUCCCUCAGUUGAUCCUUAUCCAGAAAACUCUAACACGUGCGAGGUGUGCGGGGCCAGAGGGCUGCUGCUGUGCUGCGACACUUGUCCCAGGUCCUUUCACAAAGACUGUCACAUCCCCCUUGAGGACACGGAGAGGGACCCGUGGAGCUGCACCUUCUGCGAGGUGAAUGAGUCCUCGGGAAGCCAGCCGCGUCGGGGGGAGGCCGAGGUCCUGGCAAGGCCGAUGCAGCCCGAGGAGCAGUUGAAAUGUGCCUUGCUCCUCAUGAAGGUCUAUGGCCAUUCCGAAAGCUCCUUUUUUAAGAGGAUUCCACAUUAUUAUUAUAUUAAGGAAGUUUCUCAAAAACUGAAGGAACCCAUGUGGUUGGACAAAAUCAAGAAGAAGCUAAAUAAGCAGGGAUACUCCCGAGUGCAGGAGUUUGUGCGGGACAUGCGCCUCAUUUUCCAAAACCACAAAGUAUCUUACAAGAGCGUUAACUUUGGCCUAAGGGGACUUAAACUGGAGGCAGAAUUUGAGAAGAAUUUCAAGGAAGUGUUUGCUAUUCAAGAAACAACUGAGGACAGCCCCCCAGGGGAGUGACCGCCCUGGAUGCCCUCAGAAAUCUCUGGACAGAUCUCAGAAUGGUCCUUCAAAAUCAACAAAAAACUACGAACCAGAGACACUUUUAAG
This is a messenger RNA of Talpa occidentalis (Iberian mole), 2430 nucleotides long. RefSeq names its product nuclear body protein SP140-like protein. NCBI's taxonomy places the organism in Eukaryota, Metazoa, Chordata, Mammalia, Eulipotyphla, Talpidae. Gene Ontology annotation, cellular component: nucleus. The record is from RefSeq and is a predicted model, not a curated record. Gene Ontology annotation, molecular function: protein binding; DNA-binding transcription factor activity, RNA polymerase II-specific; DNA binding. The coding region runs from base 265 to 2340 and encodes 691 amino acids. Gene Ontology annotation, biological process: regulation of transcription by RNA polymerase II. The transcript is spliced from 21 exons.